AUGGAAUUUGGAUGUAAAUGUAGACUUGCCUUAUUUCCCUUGAGAGUAGGGUUGCACAUUUAUCGGAUUUCAAUCCGAUCCGGAUCGCUCUCUUUUUCUUUCAAAUAUGGCAGGAAUCGCCUAGGCCGCUUCGAUGAUUCCUUCAAUUUAGGCUCACUCAAGGCCUACCUUGCCGAGUUUAUUUCAACUUUGGUCUUCGUUUUUGCCGGCGUCGGCUCCGCCAUUGCUUACAACAAGUUGACAACAGAUGCAGCCCUGGAUCCUGAUGGUCUAGUCGCCAUUGCGGUUUGCCAUGGAUUUGCUCUCUUUGUUGCAGUAGCCAUUGGCGCCAACAUAUCAGGGGGCCAUGUCAACCCUGCUGUCACCUUCGGCUUAGCUCUCAGUGGCCAAAUCACCAUCCUCAUCGGCAUCCUUUACUGGAUUGCUCAACUCCUUGGUUCCAUUGUUGCUUGCUUCUUGCUCAAGGCUGUCACUGGUGGCUUGACAAUUCCCACCCACGGAACUGGAAUUGGAGCUAUUGAAGGAUUGGUGGCAGAGAUCAUCAUCACGUUUGCAUUGGUUUACACUGUGUACGCAACCGCAGCUGACCCGAAGAAGGGGUCAGUCGGCACCAUUGCACCCAUUGCCAUCGGCUUCAUCGUUGGAGCCAACAUCUUGGCUGCUGGUCCAUUCUCUGGUGGAUCCAUGAACCCAGCUCGCUCAUUUGGAGCAGCAGUGGCUAGUGGCGACUUGAGCGGCAUUUGGAUCUACUGGGUGGGACCACUCGUCCGUGGUGGCUUAGCUGGACUUAUCUAUAGAAAUGUGUUCAUGCACUCCCAACAUGCACCAUUAUCCAAUGACUUUUAAGUUAAAUCUAAGUGACGAAUUCAUUUGCUGUCAUCUUUUAAUCCAUUGGUUUAUUGUAAUAAAAAG
Molecule: messenger RNA, 912 nt
Organism: Hibiscus syriacus
Lineage: Eukaryota; Viridiplantae; Streptophyta; Magnoliopsida; Malvales; Malvaceae
Product: aquaporin TIP2-1-like
Exons: 4
Coding region: 1-846 (281 amino acids)
Biological process (GO): transmembrane transport; water transport
Cellular component (GO): membrane
Molecular function (GO): water channel activity
Source: RefSeq, a predicted model, not a curated record